Messenger RNA from Sorex araneus (European shrew), 7064 nucleotides. It is a transcript of the gene RNF130, whose product is annotated as ring finger protein 130. Lineage: Eukaryota; Metazoa; Chordata; Mammalia; Eulipotyphla; Soricidae. The coding region runs from base 69 to 1334 and encodes 421 amino acids. The record is from RefSeq and is a predicted model, not a curated record. The transcript has 8 exons.
CGCCGCCGCCGCGCCCGCCCCGCCUCUCGGGCCGGCCGGCCGGAGCCCGGUCCGGCUGCCCAGCGACCAUGAGCGGCGCGGCGCGGGCGGGCCCGGCCCGGCUGGCCGCGCUGGCGCUGCUGACCUGCAGCGUGUGGCCGCGGGCGCGGGCGGACAACGCGAGCCAGGAGUACUACACGGCGCUCAUCAACGUGACGGUGCAGGAGCCGGGCCGCGCCGCGCCGCUCACCUUCCGCAUCGACCGCGGCCGCUACGGGCUCGACUCGCCCAAGGCCGAGGUCCGCGGGCAGGUGCUGGCGCCGCUGCCGCUGCACGGCGUGGCCGACCACCUCGGCUGUGACCCCCAGACGCGAUUCCUCGUGCCCCCGAACAUCAAGCAGUGGAUCGCCCUGCUGCAGAGGGGCAACUGCACCUUCCGGGAGAAGAUCUCUCGCGCCGCCUUCCACAAUGCCGUGGCCGUGGUCAUCUACAACAACAAGUCCAAGGAGGAGCCGGUCACCAUGACCCACCCAGGCACGGGGGACAUCAUCGCCGUCAUGAUCACGGAGCUGCGGGGCAGGGACAUCCUGAGCUACCUGGAGAGGAACGUCUCCGUGUACAUGACCAUCGCCGUGGGCUCGCGGAUGCCCCCCCGGAACAUCAGCCGCGGCUCGCUGGUCUUCGUGUCCAUCUCCUUCAUCGUGCUCAUGAUCAUCUCGUCGGCCUGGCUCAUCUUCUACUUCAUCCAGAAGAUCCGCUACACCAACGCCCGCGACAGGAACCAGCGCCGCCUGGGCGACGCGGCCAAGAAGGCCAUCGGCAAGCUGACCACCAGGACCGUGAAGAAGGGAGACAAGGAGACAGACCCCGACUUUGAUCACUGUGCCGUGUGCAUCGAGAGCUACAAGCAGAACGAUGUGGUCCGGAUCCUCCCCUGCAAGCACGUGUUCCACAAAUCCUGCGUCGACCCUUGGCUCAGUGAGCACUGCACCUGCCCGAUGUGCAAACUGAACAUCCUGAAGGCGCUGGGCAUCGUGCCCAACCUCCCCUGCACGGAGAACGUGGCGCUGGACGUGGAGCGGCUGACGCGCACCCAGGCUGUGAGCCGCCGCGCGGCCCCGGGCGAGCUGGCGGGCAGCGACAACUCGCUGGGCCUGGAGCCCUUGCGGACGGCGGGAAUGACCCCCCUCCCCCAGGACGGGGAGCUGACCCCCCGCACGGGAGAGAUCAACAUCGCGGUCACGAGCGGGCACUUCUUCCACCGGAACUCCCUGUCCCCGCGGAGCUUGGUGUUCGAGAGCGAGUUCUCCACCAUCGAGCCCUCCUUGGACAUGUACGAUGAGAACAAGACCUGAUGCCCCGAGAGGGGGCCGCGGGGCGGGUCGACCCUGGCGUGGUUUGAUUUUCAGCCCACCUCUCUCCUUUCGCAUUUGCUCAUCAACAUCCGACUUGGAAGAGUGGCGAGGCGCUGUCCCGAGAGCAGGGUGGGCUCGGGGGGAGCCGUGAGGCCCCACCCCCCCGCGCGGUGAGGCUUGGACGGUGCCCAGAUGACUCCACAGUGCCCCGGACCCCACGCGGAGCAGGUCACGGACGGUGGCUGUCUCCAGGGAGGACGAGGGGGACCUGGCCUUCCUGCCGCGUGUGUUCGCAGACCUCACUAGGAUGGACCACAGGUCCCCGUUGGCGCCCCCUGCCCCCUGGGGUGCUGGAAGACCCUUUGUGUCCCCACUUGUAGUGCGCGGAGGUGCCGGCAGGUGGCGCUGGCCCCUGAACUUGCUGCCUGUGCUGGCUGGUCCCUCCCGCCUUUGCGGUUCCGGCGCGAGGACCCCCAGUGCUGCCCCCGACACGGACUGCCCGGGCUGCCCGCAGGGGGGUUGUGCCGAGCCGGAUGGACAGGACCCCGCAGGGGCGCCUGGCCCGCCCCGCCGCCGCCCCCCAGCGCGGACGAGGUGAGAGGUGACUCGCGCGAGGCAAGCGUGGACGGGGGGCUGCGGGGGGCCGGGGGCGGGCGGGGGUCAGACCAGAGUGAUGCCCUGAGCUUUUCCCUGCAAGAGGGGUCGUGCGCCGUGCUGGCCCCCCCCUCCCCCAUCCUGGGUCUGCCCCACCCACCUCCCUGCCUCGGUGGCCCCCUUGAGAAGCGUGGAGCUCGGCUGGCGGGUCCCCCUCCUGGGGGCGCUGGGGACCCUCCACUCCCCACGGCUUUCGGGCGGCCUGCGGGGUCCCGGCCGGGCCCAGCGGCGCGGCCUCUGGCUGGGUGCUGGCGCACAGGCCCUGGUGGUCCAGCCUCUGGCCGUGGCCCCGCCCCCUGCGCCGGCCCCCGCCCGCCCCCCGCCCCAUGACCAGCCCACCCCUCCCCCGCUCGCCUGCCCCCCCUUCUCGCCGGUCUCGGACUGUGGCCGCGUGUCCUGGUUUUCCUGGUUCCAGCCUCGUCCCAUGGCACUGCCCCGUGACCUCUGCCGCCCACUCGCCCUCCGGGGCUGCCCCCGCCCCCGGCCGGGCCCCCCGCCCAUCUCCUGCGCCGCCGUCACCACUGAAGUCCAUGGCCGGGUCAGUGGCCCCGCCCCACCUGGCCAGGCCCCCACAGUGGCCGACCCGCCCGGUCAGUGACCAGGAUCGCCUCAGCGUCUGCUGUCCGCAGGCCCCGCCCCUCUUGGCCACCCCGUCCCCACACUGACCACACCCGCCCACUGGUGUGCCGCCUGUCUCCCUGACCCAGUACAAAAAAACCCCGGAGGCCCCUGGUCACCCCAGCUCUGGCCGCCCCGCCCCGCGCUGCCCCCCCAUCCCCAGCCCCAGCCCCAGGAGCGCUGGACACCGUCCGCGGGGCGGGGACAGCCCGGGGGCAGCCUCUGCAGAAGGUCCGCACCGCUUCUCCCCCCUCCCCCGGGCUUAAGUAGAGGUUGUUUCCCCUCCAUUUUUUUUUAAAUAGUCUUUGUACUAUAAAAAUAUUUUUGAUAAACUCUUUCACGCGAGCUUGGUUCGGAGGGUCAGGUUGGGUCAGUCCCCCCAGGGCUCCGGGGGGCGUCCUGUUCUGGCCCCGGAGCCUGCCCCUGCCCAGACACCCCAGGCCCCGGGUCAGGGCCCCGCCUUGCGGGCGGGGAGCCAAGAGGCAUUGGGUGUUGGGGUCCCCAGGAGCUGGGACUGCAGGGUCUGUGGUCUCCCGCCCGCCCCCCCCCCCCGCAGCCCUGCACCCCCGGGGGGAGUCCUCGUGGGGCGCCGGCAGGUGUGAGACCGGGCAGAGCAGGUGUGAGGCUGGGCGAGCCUGUGCUCCUGCCAGGGGCCAGGCUGGAGAUAGAGAUGGUCCGGGGGGACGGGCUGCCUUUGGGGGUGGGACAUGGGGGCUCCUGAACCGAGAAGCCGGCGCGAAGCCGCCUCCAGAUUCCACCCACCUCCUGGCAGGCCCGGCUCUGCUGGCCCUGGGGAGCAGGAGCGGGGGAAUGGGGGCGGCCGGGGGAGCGGAGAGCAGGCUCUGAGGGGCCACCGAGGCACGGCCGGGGUCCCGCAGGGAGGCAUGAAGGGUCUUCCUGCAGGGUCUGGGCACCCAUGACUGACGACUCGAGACACUCCUUUCCUCUGGGUGACCCAGGGGUGCUCCUUCUCUCGGGCGCCGUCUCUGGGUGACCCAGGCGUGCUCCUUCUCUUGGGCGCCGUCUCUGGGUGACCCAGGGGUGCUCCUUCUCUUGGGCGCUGGGCACUGACAGCCCAGAGCAGGGGGCCGAGGUGCGGGGAGGGGUCUGGGCCCCGGGUCUCAGUGGAGACGCAUGCUCAGCUUCUGCUUGCUUUUUAUUUCUGGCUUUUGCCCUUAAAGGCAAAGGUUCAAUGAAACGGUGUGCGAGUUACGUGAUUCUCCCCCCUUCAGUGCUCUGACUUGGCCAGGAAAGACUGAAGCGAGUGUAAUUUUUUUUUAAAUUUUAUUUUGUUUGGGGGGCACACCCAGCAACGCUCAGAAGUGACUCCUGGCUCUGUCCUCAGGGAUCACUCCUGGUGAGGAUCAGGGGACCCCGUGGGGUGCUGGGAAUCGAACCCGGGCCAGUCACAUACAAGGCAAGUGCCUUCCCCUCUGUGCUAGUGCUCUGGGCCUGAAAGGAAAAGGAGAAAAUCCACUUGCUUAACUUCCUGAGGGGAGAGUCGCCUGCAGACCUUCCUUCCGGGGCCCAGGGCUCCUGGUGGGGAGUUGGUGGCCCGCAGAGGCUUUGGGGCCGGGGCGCCUGCCUCUGAGACCCAGGGGUGACAGCCCUCCGCAGACCUGAGAGGGGCUUCCCCACGCGCCCACCCGCACAGUAGUCUGCUGUGCCUUCGGGGGGGGCGCCCAUAAGCUACAACCCAGCUUCUAGAAAAUUCCAGCUCUGGGACCAGGGAGAACAGUGGGGAGGCACGCACUUGCCGCGCCCCUGGCUGAGCUGGGUAUGGCCCCGGGGCCCCUGCAGGAGCGACCCCUCGGUGCGUCGAGUGUAACUCCGAAACAACAACAGAGAGGUGGCGGGGCUGGAGACGCAGCACACAGGCAGGGGCCCGCCUGCACGUGGCUGACCCGAGUUCCGGUCCUGAUCUCCCAUAGUCCCUCGAGCACUGCCAGAAUUAACUCCCGGUGCAGAACCAGGAGUGACCCCUGAGCACUACCUAGUGUGGCCCCAAAACCAACUAAAAUGAACAAAAAAACACCAAAAAUACCCCCCAAAAAACCAACCUCAAUAACAACAACAAAAUGAUUUCUGCACUCGGCGAUUGGGGCAGAGUUUAUGCUCAUUAUUUAUGCAAAAAAGUGGGGUGCGGCCCUCGUGGGAGCCCUUGUACACCCCCACGCGAGCUCCUGCUUUGAAGCGAGGCUGCGGUGGCCUGCGGUGGCCAGGGUUCUUCCGAGAAAUGCGGUUCUGCGUUUUGCACGUUCUCUCCUGUCUCGCUCCCCUCCUCGCCCCCUUGCCCGGGAGUUCUUAACUUGACCCCCUCCUCUCCCCCCUGCUGGAGGGAACAGGCGGGGAGGCUGUCGUGAGUGGGGGGCCGCCGUCCCUGCCGUCAGAGUGUCCCCGAGCAGCAGCUGGUGCUGGGUGGCCCCAGGCCCGGAGGGGGGCGAGGGGAGGGGCCGGGGGAGUCCUUGUGGGGCGCCGGCAGGUGUGAGGCCGGGCAGAGCAGGGAGCGAGCGCCCCGCGGCCUGGCCCCCCAUGGCUGUGGCCCUGAAGCCUGAAUAAAUAAAAACAGGACCGCAGGGCCAGGUGGUACAGGUCAGGUGCUUGCCGGCAUCAGCUACGUUCCCCAGCUGGUCCCCAGCUAGCCCCCCCGAGCACCGUGGGGGGAGCUGUGGGGCACGGCCAGGAGGGGGCGCCCCUGAGCCCGCGCACCAGCGUUUUUCCGAGUGAUGGGGAGAACCGGGCUGAGACCUGGUGGGCGGGGCGGGGAGGGGGCGCUGCGCCUCCCCCUGCCGCCCCCCUCGGCCAUGCCCCCCGCCGCUGCACCUUCCUGUGGCCGCCCUGCAGGCCGGGCCCCUCAGCCAGGGGCCCUGCAGGCCGGGCCCCUCAGCCAGGGGCCCUGCAGGUCGGGCCCCUCAGCCAGGGGCCCUGGGGGUGGGGCAGCCCCAAGACCUGUGACAAGCCGGCUUGGCACAGGCCCCCGAGACCCCAGCCCCGAGGGUGAAGCCCUGGCCCUCUGCCAGCACCCGAGCGCGGUGAAGCUGUCCUGUCCACGCUGCGUGCUGCCCCACCCCCACCCCUGCAGAGGGCUCCCUAUCGCGGGGUCACCCUCCAGUGCUCCCGACGUAGAGGGGGGUCCUGGCAGGACGCGAAGCUCGGGGGAGGCACUGCUCUUACACGCGGUGCGACCCCUCCAGCGCUGGGUAGGGCCCCCCAAGCCCCGCUAGGAGUAACCCCUGCACACAGAGCCAAGAAGUAGCCCCGGGCACCCCCGGGUGUGACCUUAAAACCAAAUAAAAAGACACAGUGGACCUCGGAAAGGGCUGAGAGCUUGCUUGGCUUGCAGGAGCCUCCCCCCGACCCCAGCACCCCGGGGCCCCUGAGCAGUCAGGGUGGAAGGCAGCGUCCACCCCUCCAGGGUGGCCAAGGAAGGACCUUCUCCAUCUGGAUUCUUUCUCAGGGGCCCAGGGGUUGCCGUGGGCAACAGACCGGCCCCUGUCCAGGCUGCAGGUGACCUGUAGGGAGCACUUUCUUCCUGAGCCAACUGACACAAGGUGAAUUCCGUGACUGAAGAAGUCGGACAAGGAAGUAUUGGAUUUAAGCCCCAGCACCUGCAUGGUCCCCAGAGCACCACCGGGGGGCGCUCCCGAGAGUAGAACCAGGAAUAGCCCCUGGACCCCAGGGACGUGGCUCACCUGACCCCGGCCCCAGCGAAUUCUAACUUCCUUUCAGGACUCCCCUCCCUGACCCUCACUCCCUCCAACCUCUAAUCUUAAAGGGCUUUUUUUAUUAGUGAGUGGGUGGUACUCAGCUGAGAAGUUUGUUUGUGACGAAGCAGAGUUUGGGUGGAAGGAGUCCGGCUCCCAGGGGACCACCUGGCCUGCCGAGACCUCGCCUCCUCUCUGACCCCUGCACACCUUGUGACCCCAGGACCUUUGGGUGUCCCAGCCCAAGAGGGAUGGGCACCCUCGGCCAGUGCUGGGGGCCAGAGUCUGGCUUGGGAAGUAAGAGUGAGAGUAGGGAUGCAGUAAGCAAGCCCAGGGCAAGGUUCUGGGCGGGGGGCAGCACCUCGCGUGUUGGCUUCACGCGUGGCGGCUCGCCAGUGGGGUCUCAGCCGGCCGCUCUGGGUUCUGCUGACUGCACUGCUUCUCCGGGGACUGCUACGAAACUUAUUUUUCUAACUGUCGCCCAGGUAGCGGGUGGGCGGGGGUGGGCCAGGGCUCGCCGGAGGGGGGGUCCCUGUUUGACAGCCCCCAGCACCUCCGUGCGGGUCCGGCGGGAGCUGGGCACGGGUCUGGUCAGUCUCAGGCCUCUGGAAUGUCCCGGGCCGCCGCAGAGCGUCUUGGGUGCGAAUGGUGAUGUAAGUAGUGACAUGGCCUGGCGUGUCCCCGUGUGCCGACAGUGUCCCCCUGUGCGCGUGGUUUGCUGAUAUAACCAUUUCAAUAAAACCCUGGAAAAUCC